Phyllostomus hastatus (greater spear-nosed bat) is the source of this 4875-nucleotide messenger RNA. RefSeq names its product zinc finger CCHC-type containing 4 (gene ZCCHC4). Gene Ontology annotation, biological process: rRNA methylation. Gene Ontology annotation, cellular component: nucleolus; cytoplasm. Lineage: Eukaryota; Metazoa; Chordata; Mammalia; Chiroptera; Phyllostomidae. Bases 5 to 1546 code for a protein of 513 amino acids. Gene Ontology annotation, molecular function: zinc ion binding; nucleic acid binding; rRNA (adenine-N6-)-methyltransferase activity. The record is from RefSeq and is a predicted model, not a curated record. The transcript is spliced from 13 exons.
GAAGAUGGCGACCCGCAGGGACAGGCUUGGAGCGGCGGAGGCAGAGGGCAGUGCGAGCGGCGCGGGGAGCGGGGGAGUGGAGGUGGUGCUUCUCUCCGAUCCCGCCACCCCUGCCCCGCUGUGCCCUCACGGACCCACUCUUUUGUUUGUGAAGGUGAACCAAGGCAAAGAAGAGACGCGGAGGUUUUAUGCCUGCUCCGCCUGUAGGGAUAGAAAAGAUUGUGAUUUUUUUCAAUGGGAGGAUGAAAAGUUGUCAGGAGCUAGACUUGCUGCCCGAGAAGCUCGCAACCGAAGAUGUCAGCCGCCUCUGUCCCGAACGCAGUGUGUGGAAAGGUACUUGAAGUUCAUCGAGUUGCCACUGUCUCAGAGAAAGUUUUGUCAAAGGUGUCAGCAGCUGCUGUUGCCGGAUGACUGGGAGGGGCAUCAGGAGCACCAGGUCGUGGGGGAUAUUUCUACCACCCAGUUAAGAAGGCCCAGUCGGCUCCUCUCUCCACUGGAAAAUAAGAAGACGAAUGCCCAGUAUUUGUUCGCUGAUAGGAGCUGUCAGUUCUUGGUAGACCUGCUCUCCACCCUUGGGUUCAGGAGAGUGCUGUGUGUUGGAACACCACGGUUGCAUGAGCUGAUCAGGUUGAAAGCAUCAGGUGACGAGAAGUCUAACAUUAAAAGCCUUUUACUGGAUAUUGAUUAUCGGUAUUCACAGUUUUAUAUGGAAGAUAGCUUUUGCCAUUAUAACAUGUUUAACCAUCACUUCUUUGAUGGAGAGGCUGCCCUUGAAGUGUGCAGGACAUUCUUACAGGACGACAAAGGUGAAGGAGUCAUCAUGGUGACAGACCCCCCUUUCGGUGGCUUGGUGGAACCUCUGGCUGUUACAUUCAAGAAGUUAAUUGCUAUGUGGAAAAAAGGUCAAAGCGAAGAUAACACUCACGAAGAACUACCCAUUUUCUGGAUUUUCCCCUAUUUUUUUGAAUCCCGAAUUUGUCAGUUUUUUCCAAGCUUCCGCAUGCUGGAUUAUCAGGUAGAUUAUGAUAAUCAUGCACUUUAUAAACAUGGAAAGACAGGUCGGAAACAGUCUCCUGUGCGUAUUUUCACCAACAUCCCACCCAGCAGAAUAGCCCUUCCUGUGGAGGAAGGGUACAGAUUUUGCCCUUUGUGUGAGCGAUACAUUUCCCUGGAGAACCAGCACUGCGAGUACUGCGGCUCUUGCACGUCCAAGGACGGUAGGAAAUGGAACCAUUGCUUUCUCUGCAAAAAGUGUGUAAAGCCUUCCUGGAUCCACUGCAGCACUUGCAGUCGCUGUGCUCUUCCAGAUCAUUCUUGCGAGGGCCCCAGAGACGGCUGCUUCGUUUGCGGGGAAUUAGAUCAUAAACGCAGUGCUUGUCCUAAGAUCUCUGCUUCUAGGAAAGUUAACAAAGCUGUCAGAAAGCAGAAGCAAAGGAAAAGUAAUAAGAUGAAAAUGGAGACCGCUAAAGGACAGUCCAUGAAUCAUACGUCUGUUACAAAGAAGAAGAAAAGGAGAGAAAGAGUCCAUCAAUAUCUUUCCUCUUAAAUGUCCAGUGACUUGAGAAUAAGAGAGAUUUAUAGCCCAACCUUUGAUGUCAUUUUCUGCAAGUGCCCUGCUGGACUUAAAUUCUGUCAUUUUCAAAGGUGUGCACCUUUCUGAGCUACCUAACAGGCAGGUGGUAUUUGCUAGUUUAUAGGCCCCGUGGCAGUAUCUCUGGGGGCCCGGGGAGCUGCCCCAUCCUUAGCGGGUUUGCUGGCUCUGUCUCUGUGUCUCCUUCCUCUCUUUCAGUCCCUUCUAACUGUGUUACUUCAGCCUCUUUUAUCCGACAAGUGGGCAUGUAGCAUUCUUUUGCAGAGUCAGAAGAAAAUGAAAAUGUGAAGUUUUAUUCAUAUAAGAAUAUGUUACAUAGGAUAAAUGUUUUAAAUUAAAUAUGAAAAUACUGUACAGUGGCUUAAACCCCACUUGUAAAGAGAAUUACAAUGACAGUUAUUUUUAGACAGAAUCUGAAAAUGAUGGAAAGAAUUUUGACAAAGGUUGUCUAAAAGAGAAAUUCUAAUGAUGGUCACAUUAUUAUUAAAUAUUUAUUUUUCAAAUACUUUUUGCCAUUGUCCUUUGAUGGUACAGAGUCACCCAGAUGUUGGUUGACUGGAGGAGGUGUUGAGAAUUCGGACCUGCUCCGUGGGCCGACUCUCACCCAGUGCGCGUGUCUCCCGUUCUUAUGCAGUGCAGAAGGCCGCGCAGCCUGGAGAUUGAACCUCCUGGUUCCCGCACUGACGAACACUGCCUGGCCGUGCAUCCUCGGCCAGGUUAUUCACUCUUUCCUUAUCUUUAAGUUAAUUUAUUGUUUCCUUCGAGAUAGUAUUAAUAUAUACUUUCUACAGUUGAGGAUAUUGAUUCUCGGGUACAUAAAGGAAUAUUCUCAUACUUUGGAAAGCUGGUAACCGUGGCUGACUUUAGACCUCAACAUAAGAAUCUACCGCCAGAGAUUUUGUUGCUUACAUUCACGAUGAUGAAAAGAAAUUAGGUGGAAAAUGGGACUAGUGCUUAGAAGCAAAGAAGAGACACGGUUACGAGAUCUUAGAGACGUCUAAAGGGUAGAGGCAAACUCUCAGCCAGUGUUCCUAGGAUCUUUCUGCAGCUCUGUGUGGGACUCGGAGCCGGAGGCUGUGCCGGACCGAACCAGGUGGCUGGAACCGGGUCACCUGACCGAGCGGAGAGAGACUUGUUGGAGCAGCCAGCUGAGCGAGCACGUCUGUCGCACUAUCACUCUGCACCCCCACUGCAGACACAACGAGUAGUUUAUUCCAGUCCCUGAUUUAGUUUUGCCCCGCUUUGAUCAUGGACAGAGUUUCUAGUAGAUCUCAGACACUUGCUUGUCAAGAGGCAGUUCAUGUAAGUUCCCCAGGAUCCUAAGUUCCACAGUAAUUGAUUUGGAGGCUUGAAGACCCAGACCAAGGGACGGGCAGGCCCAUUUUGGGGUGAGGUCUCUCCUGGCUUACAGGUGGCCGCCGCCUUGCUCUGUCCUCAGACAGGCUCUCCUCUGUGGAGGGAGGGACAGAAGCCGGGUUAUUCACUCGUCGGAAGCCUUGGUUCCUUCCUUUGCAGAGUGGGGACAGCAGUGGUUGCACCUCAGGCUUGCUUCUGCGAUGACACACGGAGGCCCCCGCGGCCCCGGCCCUGCUCUCAGGGAGAAAAGCCAGCAGGUGAAGGUGGCUCUGCAGCCCCGAUGGUGACCGUCUGGUGGUCUGGCAGCACGGCACUGAGAACAGACUCCAAGUCCAUCCCCUCGUUUCUCUGCGAGAUAUCUGACGUCAUCUACUUAAGACUGAACAGUUUUGCGUGGCUCAUAUUUGCACGAUGACCUUCCUCAUUUCCAAACACCUGUUUUAGAGCGAGUCUGGCGGCACCUUUGUGUGGGCUGAACUAGGGCCCUGUGAGCAAAAGUGGAAGAGCUGCCCUCCACUGGUGUUUAAAUUCCAUCUGGUAUUUCAGUUAGGCCUGCUGGCCGGCUGGCGUGGCAUACUCGGGCGGGGCCCUGGCCGGCGUCGUGGCAGUGAGCCCCUCGGGUGACACCGAAUGGUGAGCUGAGCUCCUGGGCUUGAGCAUCAGGAAACUCCCCUCCUGCCUCCUUUUUUGCAUGGGUUGCCUUGGUGACAGGAUUGGUACCAUGAGGUACGAACCUUGUCGUGUGACUAUGAGGGCUGCCCUCUCUGACUCGGGCAUGGAUGUGGAUGCUGCCUGACUUUCGUGGUGUCCCCAACGGCAUGGUUCCCCUCUGAAACUCACACCGAGGGACCAUGGCUACUGUAGAGCUGAGUCCUGAUGCACAGUGGUUCUCCUCAUCACUCUCUUCCCUCUGUUUGAGAUGCCAUCGAUUGUAACAUGCACUAUUGAUGUAAUUGUAGCUUUUCAGUGGGAAAAACUCCGUUAUUAAUCGUACAUAUUAAAUUCUAGAUGUGUCUUAUUUCAGAAAUACUGAAAUGUGAAAAAAAAGUACAUCUUAGAAUUGAGGAAGUAGGAUAUUACUGGUGACCAAGAAUUAUGUACUUUAAAACCUUGUUACCUUCUUAGAAAGUUAAAAAUAGAGAAACUAUUGAUUCUGUUCUUAUGUUCAACGAAUACUAAUUUUAAGGACUUAAAUGUCUUUCUUUUCUAAGAAUAAACUAAUAGGUUAUAAAAAUAUCUGUGGGAGGUAGAGUGUGAUGGGAGAUGAGAUCAUUUGUUCUACUCAGACUGCAAAUCUGAAUAUUGAGAUACCUACUCACAACAGUAACAAAAGAAAAUCCCUGAAAUUUGACAGAUAAAAUUUUCUACACUUUUUAAAACAUUUGUCUUAAACAAUUACAGCUAAAUUUCAUUCUACUUCUCGCUUAUAAAAUUUAAUGAAAUAGUCCCUUUGUAGGCCCUGAAUGAUCAGGUUGUUAUUUUCCCACAUUUAGUCCGAUAUUUAGACUAACUUACUUCUCCAGCGGGCCCUGGUCGGUUCAUCCCAUUGCCUUCUGUUGGGACUGUUUUCCUCUCGGGCCGUCUCGUGAGGUCUUGUGGAGCCCGUCAGGCCCUGGCCCCCCCCCCCCCCAUUCUGCUCCAGGAAGCCUGGCAUGAGUCCCCGAUCCCAGCCGAUUCCCGCCUCUCUGGACCCCUGGGUGUCUCCACCACAUUUGAGACACUUUCCAUUAACUGUUUUUUUCCACGAUUAUAUUUAUAGAUUCUAUUUCCCCAGAAGAGUUUGCUAAUGUCAGUAACCACUUUAUACACUUUGAUGUCGCUCACGCUUUAUAGGUGCUCAAUAAAGAUUUGAUGAAAGCAUGGGAUUUUCUAGAGGCUUUCAGCGGGUGGGUGUAUGACUUUGCUAGGCUGCCAUAAUAAAAUACUGU